UUAUAUAUAUUAAGGAGCUCAUGUACAGCAACACCUCACUUUACAAUUCCCUCUAUUUUCCAUCCAAAUUUUGUAACAACUCGUGAUUUCGCUGGAAGAAAUAAUAACAUUUUUUUUUAAAUUAUCGUGUAACAAAUAAUAAUGCAGUGGAAUUGAUUACGCCAGUGAAUAAUUCGCGAGAGAGGUUAUGAAGCCGGUAUUAGGUUAUCUCUUAAUCGAGAACAAUAUUUGUUGCUCAAUAGAUAUAUCUAUUUAUCAACAAGUUAUUUGAUAUUCAAUCUGUAUUUUUAUAAUGGAUUAUGAGCAACUGCAAACAUAUCAGCAGCAGAUACUAGCUCAGGCUCUCAAUGAGGGGGUGAGGCGUAAUAAUGAACAAGUGAAAAUUUGGAGUGACUACAAGACGCGUCAUGAAAAAGUUCUGGAAGGUUUGGGAAUGCUGCCCCAGAAUUUAUCUGUAAACUGCAUGGUACCUGUAGGUCGACGUGCAUUGAUACCUGGUAAAUUAGUUCAUACCAAUGAGAUUAUGGUUUGCCUUGGUGAUGGAUAUUUUGCCAAGUACAGUGCCGCACAGGCGAUCGCUCUGUGCAAUCGUAGGAUUCAAAAAGCCAACGAGAUGCUCGGAAAUUUGGAGAAGGAAAGAAACUUGUUUGAGAUGAAACAAAUGCUCACAGAUACUUUCGAUGUGUUCGGUGAUAAUAAUAAGAAAGAUUUACAGGAACUCUGGGAUAAUGAGAAACUUGAGAAUUGGAGAGAUGAGCAUAGAAGACGUGAGAAGGAGUACAGAGAAAAAUUGGUACAAUUGAAAAAUGAAAAGAAGGAGGAGAUCAAGACGGAGGAGGAUCUAUUCAAAAGACUUGACGCCCUGGAGCUUCAAGAGGAGCUCGAAGACGAACUCUACAAGUUGGAAGAAGAAAAUCCAGAAUUUUAUACUCAGCAAUUUGACGAUGACCAGUACUAUGACGAAUCAGAAGUAGAUUCAGAGUCAUACUCAUCAGAUUAUUCAGAAGAGGCGACGAAUGAAAUUAAGGAGAGAAAAUCAACGAAGUUGAAUCAUCGUCUUCAAGUAUUAAACAGUGUGAAUACGUGUCAACUGGACAUGAGAAACGAGGAGAAUGAUAGAUAUCUGAGGCACAGUAGGACAAUAAACUACAUUAGUACAAAUGGAAAUGAAGUCUCGCCGAAUGAAUGUCAAUCAUUUGAUGUGGAGAAAGCUGAGGGCAAUAAAAUUGUAGAUAGACUAGAAGUAAGAGAGAAGAAAGUAGCAUUUGCUGAGCCACAGGUGAAAUAUUUUAGUAAUGAGGAGGAGAUGGAAGUUAGCACUGACAAGAGACGGGUGUCGGUCAUUGAACAGAGGCUGUAUGAGUACUGGAAAGAGGACGAUGAGUCCGAGGAUGAGAGUGAUGAGGAUGACACCAUUAGAAUUUACAUUAAACAUUCAGACAAAGAGUCUGAUAUUCCUACUAACCAGGGGACUGAUAUCGUGAGUCCUCGUGAUAUCUAUAAAUUAAUUCCAGGCCCAAAAUCAAUAUUGAAGAAAACGUCGAACCACUGUAGUUACAGUAAAGAAAUUCCACCGUUAGCUGAAGUUACUACUGAGGAGUCGAGUGAGAACGAGGUGGAGCUAAUAUCUGCAUAUAAUACUAUCGUGAAAGAAAUAAAAGAACAUACGGCUUCGGUGGCUCCUGCGGAGGUGGCGGAAACCCCACUGAAAAGAGUUAGUAAAUUCAAAAUGGAACGAGCUGGACUCAACAAAUGAAUUACAUUGAGGGUAUGGAGUGUUUUUUAUUUGUCACUGCACUGUAAUUCUAUUAAGGUUUUUUCAUUGAAUAAAUAUAUUGUUAUAUUGAA
Molecule: messenger RNA, 1848 nt
Organism: Fopius arisanus
Lineage: Eukaryota; Metazoa; Arthropoda; Insecta; Hymenoptera; Braconidae
Gene: uri
Product: unconventional prefoldin RPB5 interactor
Exons: 6
Coding region: 293-1756 (487 amino acids)
Biological process (GO): negative regulation of phosphatase activity; negative regulation of transcription by RNA polymerase II
Molecular function (GO): chromatin binding; phosphatase inhibitor activity; transcription corepressor activity
Source: RefSeq, a predicted model, not a curated record